AUGGGUCGCAAAGAAACACGUUACUUACAGACUUUAAAUUGCGAUUCAACAGCCCAGCAAAACAUGAAAAUGCGCCCAGUGCUAUUGAAGAGGAACAGUCUGGAUUCAGCUGAUUUUAUGAGACAGCCAUACCACCGCAGGACCAAAUCUCAGCAAGUUCGAUUCAAGGACGAUGGUGUGAACACAAAAACAGAGCUGGAUACUAAUCCUGCCCAAGAUGGAGCAUUCACGACUGGAAAAACAGAAAUACUUAGGGAUCACAAUUUUUUGCUACAUCAAUCUCCAUCUUUUCCAAGGGCUCAGAAGGGGCUUCGGAAUAUUGCCAUACAAACAUCUCCUAGCCUCAGGAAGCACUUCCCAGUUUUUAAAAAAAAAAAGCUGACAGUAAGCAAAUCAUUAACAGAAAUGCCAACUGAGCCUGCAAACCCUAUCCAAGUAAACGGCAAUCUUUCUGAACAAGACAUUACAUCUGCAGAUCUCUGUUACUUACGAAUAACUAAUCAUUUGGAAGAUGGAUUUAGGAAUAGUGAGGUGGAUGGUCACUUAAGUCACAGACCAUCAAAAGCACAAAGCAAUGGACCUAUCCACUCAGAUGAUUUCUCAGUAUCGGAGAAGACAACUGUUUCUACACAGGUGCCUGAAUACAUACAUGUGAGUUUUCCACAAGACAGCAACGUUUCCAUGGAUGCAGACACAACCAUGAAUUUAAGUAAUUCACUGCAUUCUUCUACUGUCAUAAAUAGCAAUGAAAAUAAUGAAAACAGCACACUGUCAUCUAAUUCUGAAAAAGCAUACCCUUGCCUAAGCAAUUCUACUAACUGCAGUGAAUGUAAUCCUCAUUCUGACUCUUGUGAAGCAGAUUCUGAGUUACUUGUAGCCAGCAAAGAUGCAAGCAGUAAAGAAACUACUCCAUUAUCACCUCCGUCAAAUCACAGUUCAUCUCCUUGUUUCCUCAGAGACUAUCAACAGGCAGGAGAGCACAAAACAGAUUCCAGCUGUGUGACAUUAACAAAUGAUGACCACACAAUAAUGUCAUUGACCAGCAGUAACGCGUCAAAAUCUAUUCUGUCAUGUAAUGCUGAAAUCGAGAAAAAUUCUACCCAGUCAGAUGUUUCCCAAUGCAACAGCUGUUUAGAAGGAUUUCACAUAAAGUCUUAUCUGCCAAGGAAUGAAAUAAAACCACAAACCAACAAAGAGAUUAGUGAAAUAAAUCAAAUUCAUUUGGCACAUGGCGAACUCUGUGCCCUCCAAGGCAGGCUGCAAUCUGUAGAGGAAUCCUUGCAGUCGAACCAGGAGAAGAUUAAAGUCCUUUUGAAUGUAAUCCAAGACCUGGAAAAAUCCAGAGCCCUCAGUGAAGGGCGCAACUUCUAUCACACCGGUCAAGAUCUCAACAACUGCAGCACCUGUCAGAACACUGCAUGUAUCAUUUACAGUGUAGAAUAUGACUUCAGACAACAAGAAGGAAGAUUUCAUGAGAUUUUGAAAACGCUGGAUCAUGCAGAGCAAGAUCCAGCUUCACCUCAGAAGCUACCAUCUGAUCACCCAGCUCCUGAGAAGAAGGAGUUAAGAAGAAAAACAAAAAAGGUGAAAAGAAAAUGCUUCUGGUGGAUUUGA
Balearica regulorum gibbericeps (East African grey crowned-crane) is the source of this 1614-nucleotide messenger RNA. It is a transcript of the gene INSYN2B, whose product is annotated as inhibitory synaptic factor family member 2B. The record is from RefSeq and is a predicted model, not a curated record. Lineage: Eukaryota; Metazoa; Chordata; Aves; Gruiformes; Gruidae.